Messenger RNA from Prosopis cineraria, 1947 nucleotides. Its product is annotated as probable protein phosphatase 2C 42. Gene Ontology annotation, biological process: protein dephosphorylation. The record is from RefSeq and is a predicted model, not a curated record. NCBI's taxonomy places the organism in Eukaryota, Viridiplantae, Streptophyta, Magnoliopsida, Fabales, Fabaceae. Gene Ontology annotation, molecular function: cation binding; protein serine/threonine phosphatase activity.
CCCACACCUUCCCCUCUCUUCAAUACGGCUAGCCGGCUCUGUUCCUCUACAACCGAACACGCCCCGUCCGCCAUCACCUCCUGCUUAUACUGCGCCUCCUGCUUAUCGUGCGCCGGGCGCACCUUUCUCCCCCUCUUCUUGUCCCUUCCUUCAUAAUCACCCACUUCUCCGUUCUCUCUCUUCCCCAGAUCGUUGCUUCAGACCUGGGUGGGUUCCGGAGCUGGGGCUAGGGUUAGGGUUCUGAGAUGUGGGAUGCUUCAGGCAUUGAUGAAUCUGUUCUCUCUCUGUUGGAAGCCAUUCGGGCGCGGUGCUGAUGCUAUUGGAGCUGUUGGGAGCACUUUCGGGGGUGGUGCGGGCUGUAGAGAAGGGAAAGACGGCUUGCUCUGGUUCCGAGACUUAGGCAAGUAUGGUUCCGGCGAUUCGAUGGCCGUGGUUCAGGCGAAUCACGUUCUCGAAGACCAGAGCCAGAUCGAGUCUGGUCCUCUGGGCACCUUCGUGGGCGUAUACGAUGGUCAUGGAGGACCCGAUGCAUCUCGAUAUGUUUGCGAUCACUUGUUUCGGAACUUUCAAGCAAUAGCCGCUCAGUCACAGGGAGCCGUGACUGCUGAGACUAUUCAUAGAGCAUUUCUUCAAACAGAAGAGGGAUUUACUUCUCUCGUGUCAGAAUCAUGGAAUACACAACCUCAGAUUGCAACUACUGGGACGUGUUGUCUAGUUGGAGUGAUAUUUCAGCAGACCCUCUUUGUGGCAAAUGUUGGAGAUUCCCGUGUUGUGUUGGGUAAGAAAGUUGGCAACACUGGAGGUAUUGCCGCAAUUCAGCUAUCUACUGAACAUAAUGCAAAUCUUGAUGCAAUCAGACAGGAACUGAAAGAAUUACAUCCGCAUGAUCCUCAAAUUGUUGUCCUCAAACAUGGAGUUUGGAGAGUCAAAGGCAUUAUUCAGGUUUCCAGGUCUAUAGGUGACGUAUAUAUGAAACAUGCGCAGUUCAACCGGGAACCCAUCAAUCCAAGAUUCAGACUUCCAGAGCCAAUGAACAUGCCUAUCUUGACUGCUAGUCCAACAAUUCUUUCUCAUUCUCUCCAACCCAGCGAUGCCUUCCUUAUAUUUGCAUCAGAUGGUUUAUGGGAGCACUUGAGUAAUGAAAAAGCAGUGGAUAUUGUCCAGAGCAAUCCACGGCCGGGUAGUGCCAAGAGACUUAUCAAGGCUGCCCUCCAAGAAGCGGCAAGGAAGCGAGAAAUGCGGUACUCAGACCUCCGCAAGAUUGACAAGAAGGUUCGACGCCAUUUUCACGAUGAUAUAACUGUUAUUGUUUUAUUCUUAAACCACGAUCUUAUAUCCAGAGGCAGAGUGAUAGACCCUCCACUUUCCAUUCGAAGUGCUCUUGAUCACUGACAUAUAUGAAUGUAAACAUGGUGUCUUUAAGAGUCUUAUGGGCAGCACUCUGAUAACUGUACCCGUAGCAGAAGAUACAUCAUUGCUACUCGGCUGGAAUAUAUACAAUUUGACAGUGCAUAUGGAACCUUUGGCUGCUGAUACUGAGACCACUUAUUGAUGAGGCUCGAAUUCAUAACAUAUUAGAAAUUUAAGAGGAAAAAAGAAGUAGUAAUAAUUUUUGACACUACGGACGCCCAUUAUAGUUCAUUUGAAUUUCUUGAUGACAGUCUUUGUUCAAAUUUCAUGGUGGAGCAGACUAAAUUAUUUGACAAUAAUGCUGUGGAAGUUUAGCGCAUGGUAAAGCAUCUUACGUGAUAGGAAGCUUAUGCUUUGCACAGAUUUACUUAUUUUCGUUUUUCUUGCAGCAGAAGUGAAAAUUUUAGAUAUAAUGUAUACCUUUUUUGGGGGGUUGUCUGAAGGAGAAAAUUAGAGUGUAAUUUUUUAGCUGUUGUGGAUAAACUGUUUUGUCACUCUGGAGUUAAUUUUGAGGUUGAGUUUAGGUGUUAUAAUUUU